Molecule: messenger RNA, 927 nt
Organism: Aspergillus saccharolyticus JOP 1030-1
Lineage: Eukaryota; Fungi; Ascomycota; Eurotiomycetes; Eurotiales; Aspergillaceae
Product: YoaK family protein
Exons: 2
Coding region: 1-927 (308 amino acids)
Source: RefSeq, a predicted model, not a curated record
AUGCAUCAAUCCCCCGCCGAUGACAUUCGGCCCGCUCCCGCCGCUGUCACGGCUUAUUCCAGACAUCUGCAAUUCAGUGAGGACCGAGGCGGCCGUUGGUCCUCAGGCAACAGCACGAUCGUCUCCCUAAACCAGUCCCAUGAUGGUGACAAGAUGACUGUAAUGGCUAGGAUAGCUCGUCAUCUCCAGGCUGAUAUUGAUCUCGCUUAUGCUGAUCUACCACUAAUCGUCUGCGGCUUCGUGAGUGGCCUGGUAGAUGGCCUAUCCUUCAAUGCCUGGGGUAGCUUCUCUAGCAUGCAAACUGGAAACACCGUCUUCAUUGCCCUUGGGGCCUCAGGGCAACCCAAAUACCCAGCCUAUCUGUGGGCCAAAUCCCUCAUUGCGCUUUGCACCUUCAUUGUCAGCAACAUCCUCUUCAUCCAAGCUUCUCGACUGCUCGGCCCACCCCGCCGCCGCUCCUCCCUCAUGCUUUCCUUCGCCGUCCAGUCCGUCUGCCUCUUGGUCGCCGCCCUCCUCGUGGAGCGCAAGAUCGUCUCACCGCGACCGGAGGACCCUCGCGCCCCAAUUCAAUGGAUGCAGAUCAUCCCUAUCUCUUUCCUGGCUUUCCAGGCGGGCGGGCAGGUCUGUGCAACUCGCAUCUUGGAGUUUGACGAAAUUCCCACCGUGGUGCUGACCAGCCUGCUGUGUGAUCUCCUCGUCGACCCUAACCUGUUCGCCCGGAAGAACCCCAAGCGAGACCGUCGGAUCGGGGCCUUUGUAGCCUUAUUUCUGGGCGCUAUGACCGCUGGCGGUCUUUCCAAGGUCGCUCGCCUGGCGAGCAGCUUAUGGUUUGCCUUUGGGUUGAAGGUCAUGGUUACCGGGGCAUGGAUGGUUUGGAAGACAAAAGGGAGCGGGAGGGUGGGGAAGGGUGGAGCAAGUAUCGUUUGA